UUCCCUUUUAUUUCCUGUUUUUCUGCUUGUGAUGCCAAAACAAAAACAAAUGUACCGAAACCAGCUUCCGGCGGCGAGGAGACGAACGAAGAAGGCUUUGUGAAAUCCAUCAUCUGUGAGAGUCACGCACGGAGAGGACACGCUGAUCUGCGCGGAAUACUGUCUGGACGCACGGCACGCGCACCGAGCUGGAUUACGCAUUUCAGCAGCUUUUGUUUUUUGUUUUUUAAAUGAUUAUUAAAUGAAAUAAUAAGCAGAGAUUGAGAUAGUCCGCCGACAGCAGAAAGAAAAUAAGGCAUCCAGCGCCAGAAGCACCUCGGAUAUUAAAAAUCAAGUCCGUGACACGCACUGUGGAGCACAAAUGGUUUUUCUGUGGGACCCCAAAUACGACCCUGCCCCUGGCCGUCGUUACACUCCUCCCUCCACCACCUUAGCCACGGCGGGGAAGAUGACUGAGGCCCUGCCCCUGGGCACUCAGGAGGUUGGAGGUGGGGCUGGUCUAGUGGGGAAACUGCGUAUGGCGGACCGUGGCAUGGUGGAGGUGAUCUCAGAUCAUCCAGGAGAGCUGGUGAAGACGGACAGCCCCAACUUUCUGUGCUCUGUUCUACCCACACACUGGAGGUGUAACAAGACUCUGCCUAUUGCUUUUAAGGUGGUUGCCCUCGGUGACAUCCCUGAUGGCACCUUAGUAACCGUGAUGGCUGGAAAUGACGAGAACUACUCUGCCGAGCUUCGCAACGCUACGGCUGCCAUCAAAAACCAAGUGGCCCGCUUCAAUGACCUACGCUUUGUUGGUCGCAGUGGGAGGGGGAAGAGUUUUACUCUGACCAUCACGGUUUUUACCAACCCUCCUCAGGUGGCCACAUACCAGAGGGCUAUUAAAAUUACCGUUGAUGGUCCACGGGAACCACGGCGUCAUCGUCAGAAGUUGGAUGAAGUGAAGCCUGGCUCUCUGGCUUUUUCCGAGAGGCUAACGGAACUCGAACAGCUGAGACGAAGUUCUAUGAGGGUGACGCCUCCUCAUCACCACCACCAUCACCAUCAGCCAUCCACCACCACCCGCCAGUCUGCUGCUCUGAACCCCGCCUCCUUCUCCAGUCAGACACACACUCAAAUCGCUGCCGAUGUAUGGGGUGGAGCUACAUAAGCCCCAUCCACGGUGAAGCUCCAGCCCAGAAGAAGAC
Molecule: messenger RNA, 1184 nt
Organism: Thalassophryne amazonica
Lineage: Eukaryota; Metazoa; Chordata; Actinopteri; Batrachoidiformes; Batrachoididae
Gene: runx1
Product: RUNX family transcription factor 1
Exons: 7
Coding region: 362-1147 (261 amino acids)
Biological process (GO): neuron differentiation; regulation of transcription by RNA polymerase II; hemopoiesis
Cellular component (GO): nucleus
Molecular function (GO): DNA-binding transcription factor activity, RNA polymerase II-specific; RNA polymerase II cis-regulatory region sequence-specific DNA binding; ATP binding
Source: RefSeq, a predicted model, not a curated record